This is a messenger RNA of Haliaeetus leucocephalus (bald eagle), 1062 nucleotides long. It is a transcript of the gene SBK3, whose product is annotated as SH3 domain binding kinase family, member 3. Gene Ontology annotation, biological process: peptidyl-threonine phosphorylation; peptidyl-serine phosphorylation. Bases 1 to 1062 code for a protein of 353 amino acids. The record is from RefSeq and is a predicted model, not a curated record. The transcript is spliced from 3 exons. Gene Ontology annotation, molecular function: ATP binding; protein serine/threonine kinase activity. NCBI's taxonomy places the organism in Eukaryota, Metazoa, Chordata, Aves, Accipitriformes, Accipitridae.
AUGGAGGAGUCAGACGAGGACGGGGAGGACAACGAGGAGUUCCUGGAGCGGCUGAUGGCGCAGACGGGCCGCGAGAUGCCGCAACGGGAGCUGGAGGAGCACUACGCUGUGCUGGAGGAGCUGGGCAGCGGGACCUAUGGCCGCGUGGUGCUGACGGAGCCCCGGGAUGGUGGCUCACCGGUGGUCCUCAAGCUGAUGUUGAAGGAGAAGACGGAGCGGCGGGCGUUCCUGCGGGAGUAUUGCAUUGCCCUGUGCCUCUCCAGCCACACUGCCUGCCUGCGCGCCCUGCCCGUCGCCUUCGAGAGCGCCACGCACUUCGCUUUCGGGCAGGAGCUCGCUCCUGCUGGGGAUCUGUGUGCCCUCCUCAACCCGGGGGAGGGCCUGGCAGAGGAGCUGGUGAAGCGCUGCGCGUCUCAGCUGGCCGAGGCGCUGGACUUCAUGCACAGCCGGGCGCUGGUGCACCGGGAUGUCAAGCUGGACAACGUGCUGCUCUUCGACCACGAGUGCCGGCGGGUGAAGCUGGGAGACUUCGGGCUCACCCGCGUGCAGGGCUCCGCAGUGGGUGCCAUGUCCGGCACCCUGCCCUACGCCCCACCAGAGCUCUGCCUGCUCCAGGGCUCCGACACACUGGAGCUGGACUCCAGCCUGGAUGUCUGGGCCUUCGCCGUCCUGCUUUUCUGCCUCUGCACCGGCUGCUUCCCCUGGGCCGUGGCUGCCAGCUCUGACCCCCAGUUUGAGGACUUCAGUGCCUGGCAGGGUGGUGUGGCGGGGCGGGGGGUGCCAGCGUCCUGGCAAGGCUUCAGCUCCGGGGCACUGGAGAUGCUCCGGCGCCUGCUGACACUGGACCCCGACCGCCGAAGCCCAGCCAUCGAGGUGCAAAAAUACCUGUCGCUGCCCUGGGUGAUGGCUCCCAGCACUGGGGGGCCGGCACCAAGCAGCUUCCAGUCCCCCCUUACCAGUGGCAUGGGGGAGAGCCCAGGGGACACGGGGCAACAGGAUGAUGCCGGUGGGGGAGACGGGGUUCCCAUGCCCCCCGCUAAUGCACUGGCCCCGUGCCGGUAG